Molecule: messenger RNA, 545 nt
Organism: Cannabis sativa
Lineage: Eukaryota; Viridiplantae; Streptophyta; Magnoliopsida; Rosales; Cannabaceae
Exons: 2
Coding region: 99-545 (148 amino acids)
Source: RefSeq, a predicted model, not a curated record
UUUUAAAAUAAUUUUCAUUAUGCAUGUUUAAUUUUUAUAUCAUAAUUAUUUAAGUUCUUUUUAAAAUAAAUUUUGUUUGUCUCUUGUUUUGUUUGCAAAUGAAGAGAUUGAGGUGUGAUAUGUACGUGAUUGAUCCCAAAGAAAAAGAUCCGGUCUUAGUUGCAUCAGGUUAUGUGAAACUUGAAAAGGCAGACAAAGAAGACAAUAUUAUAAUACAUGGAGUUAAAAAGAAGUUUGAUGAUUUCAAACGUGUCUUUAUUGAGAAGGUGGUUGAAGAAAAUGCCAUUCUACCAUGCCCUAUAGAACAUGAAGGCUUCGACACAGUUGGUUUAGCUGUAAACAAUUUUGUAGCUUGGCCAAAGAACCUAAUCAACAUACAUCCAGAUGAUUUAGCGAAGAUGAAAGGAAAGAAGAAAGUUUCAAGAGAUCAUUUGGCUCCACCGACUCAGCCACCGAUAAACCCAAAGGGGCCUAAUAAACAGUCUGUCAAACGGUACAUUCCCCCGCAAAGACACAAUUAUUGUCCGGACUUUCGCAGAUUGUGA